CCGCUCGCGCGCUCGCCGCUCCGCUCCUGUCGGGCCCCGCGCCCCGCUGCCGCCUCGCCGCCAGCCCUCCGCCCGCUAGCCUCGGGGACCGCGCCGCAGAGCCGGGCUUCCUCCCUCGGCAGCCGCGGGCCGGGGGCGGGUCCUGGCGCCCACCAUGCGGGGAGAGCUCUGGCUCCUGCUGCUGGUGCUCAGGGAGGCUGCCCGAGCGCUGAGCCCCCAGCCCGGAGCAGGUCAGGAUGCAGGCCCAGGCUCUGGAUGGGCUGCCAAGGGGACCGUGCAGGGCUGGAGUCGGAGAGCCCGAGAGAGCCCUGGGCAGGUGUCGGAGCCGGACAGGACCCAGCUGAGCCAGGACCUGGGUGGGGGCACCCUGGCCAUUGACACACUGCCAGAUAACAGGACCAGGGUGGUGGAGGACAACCACAACUACUAUGUGUCCCGUCUGUACGGCCCCAGCGAGCCCCGCAGCCGGGAGCUGUGGGUGGACGUGGCCGAGUCCAACCGGAGCCAAGUGAAGGUCCACAGAAUCCUCUCCAACACCCACCGGCAGGCUUCGAGAGUGGUCUUGUCCUUCGAUUUCCCUUUCUACGGGCAUCCUCUGCGGCAGAUCACCAUAGCAACUGGAGGCUUCAUCUUCACUGGUGACGUGACCCAUCGGAUGCUCACAGCUACUCAGUACGUGGCCCCUCUGAUGGCCAACUUCAACCCUGGCUACUCCGACAAUUCCACAGUUGCUUACUUCGACAAUGGGACAGUCUUUGUUGUCCAGUGGGACCAUGUCUACCUCCAAGGCCGGGAGGACAGGGGCAGUUUCACCUUCCAGGCAGCUCUGCACCGUGAUGGCCGCAUUGUAUUUGGCUAUAAAGAGAUCCCUAUGUCUGUCCUGGAAAUCAGCUCCUCCCAGCAUCCCGUCAAAGCCGGUCUGUCAGAUGCCUUCAUGACUCUCAAUACCUCCCCAGAUGUACCAGAAUCUCGGCGAAGGGCCAUCUUCGAGUACCACCGUGUGGAGCUGGACCCCAGCAAGGUCAUCAGCACGUCGGCCGUGGAGUUCACCCCGCUGCCAACUUGCCUGCAGCAUCGGAGCUGUGAUGCCUGCAUGUCCUCGGACCUGACCUUCAACUGCAGCUGGUGCCAUGUCCUCCAGAGAUGCUCCAGUGGCUUUGACCGCUACCGCCAGGAGUGGCUGGCCUACGGCUGUGCCCAGGAGGCGGAGGGCAGGACGUGUGAGGACUUCCAGGAUGAGGACCACUACUCAUCUUCCCCGGACAGCUCCUUCAGCCCCUCUGAUGGAGACCACAGCACCACCUCCUCCUCCCUCUUCUUGGACAGCCUCACCACAGAAGAUGACACCAAGUUGAAUCCCUAUGCAGGAGGAGAUGGACUUCAAAACAACCUGUCCCCCAAGACAAAGGGCCCCCCGGUGCACCUGGGCACCAUUGUGGGCAUUGUGCUGGCGGUCCUUGUCGUGGCGGCCAUCAUCCUGGCGGGGAUUUACAUCAGCGGCCACCCCACCUCCAAUGCUGCGCUCUUCUUCAUCGAGAGGAGACCUCACCACUGGCCAGCCAUGCGAUUCCGCAACCACCCGAACCACUCCACCUACACGGAGGUUGAACCCUCGGGCCACGAGAAGGAGGGCUUUGUGGAGGCGGAGCAGUGCUGAGAGUGCCAAGCCGCCCCUUGGAAGGGUCGAAAGGAAGACCUGGGGACCCCAAACGUCGAGUCAAAACAAAGUGGAGAAGCGAUUUUUCUUGGCCUCCUCUGAACAUACCCUGGCUGGGAGGAUGGGACAGUGGUUUGUGGUGCCAGAGCUACAGUUGGGCCAUCACACAAGUACUGAAGCAGGGGCAGAAAAGCAACCGCACUGAGUUUUUAAGGAACAAUCACCUAAUUUCAUCCUCUUCUGAUGCAAGGGGUCUCCUCUUCUGGGGCUGUCAACGGUCUACUCUGUAGCUACCCCAGAGACCCCCUCCCACCUGGAGAUGACCAGAUGCCCUGUUCCUGGUCACCUAAUGUCCCUGCAUAUGACACGAAAGAACUGAGCUCUUGACUGGGGCCGCCGCAUUGCAGGGUCCAUAGACUCAAGAGCUGGUCCUCAUGGCUAUGGAUUCGGUGCCUUCAGCCCCUGCUUCUGUGGCUCUGGACAUCUGGAGAAGGAGUUCCCUCCACCAUUAAACACAGACACAGCUGCUCUAAGCCCUUUGUCAAGCUGCCGGGUGGAGGGAAGCCAAAGGAGAGGAGAGGAAAGAACUUAUGGGGAAAAUGGCAUCUUCAGGCUUUGCUUCCUCAAUUUGCCCUUCCUGCUGACCACCAGUACUUCCGCCCCGGACUUCUGCGCCUGCAGCCCGCUGCCCCAGCCGUGGCCCAGCCCCGGCCUGGCGAGCCAUGGGGGCUCUUUAUUCCAAUGGCACGUUUUGGCCAUGUACUCACUGGCCUUUCCCUUCGUCGGGGCCAGCAAGGACCUCCAAAGGCAGCGUUUUCCUCAUUCCGAGGGUUCUUCCUCCCAGCUGGAUUCUGAUAGCCAUUAAAGAGAAACAGGGGGGUUUAUGGAGACGUGUCCAGCAGGGAACGUCAGUCGGGAGUCUGUUGAGGAGCAAAGCCACCGGAACAGUUGGGCAGGACGCUCACACGGAAAGGAGGGACUUUCUACGUAAAAUCUUGGCCUGGAAAGUUGUUCCCACGUCCUCGGCUCUGCUGGAAGUUUCGAUGGCAGAGGGUUUAGGCUCCCAAACUUAAACUGGUUUUAAGGAAUUCUGUCCCAGAGAUGAGUCAGGGCAUUUAAAUGGAAAUCUAUCGCCCUGGCUGGUGUGGCUGUUGUUUGAGUGUCA
Molecule: messenger RNA, 2822 nt
Organism: Molossus molossus (Pallas's mastiff bat)
Lineage: Eukaryota; Metazoa; Chordata; Mammalia; Chiroptera; Molossidae
Gene: PLXDC1
Product: plexin domain containing 1
Exons: 14
Coding region: 155-1657 (500 amino acids)
Source: RefSeq, a predicted model, not a curated record